AUGGUUGCAUUAGCCCCACCAGAGACGGUUAAAGACAUUAGAAGCUUCCUUGGUCAUGCUGGAUUCUAUAGAAGAUUCAUCCAAGACUUCUCAAUGAUAGCAAGGCCAAUGACUAAGCUUUUAUGCAAAGAAGCUGCAUUCAACUUUGAUCGGGAGUGUCUAGAAGCAUUCGAGAAGUUGAAGGGUAAACUGAUUAGUGCCCCCGUUGUGCAACCACCGGAUUGGGAUCUCCCCUUUGAGAUCAUGUGUGAUGCUAGUGAUUAUGCUGUUGGUGCUGUCCUUGGUCAGAAGAAAGACAAGAAAACUCAUGUGAUCUACUAUGCGAGUAGAACUCUUGAUGAAGCCCAAAUGAAGUAUGCUACAACUGAGAAAGAGUUGCUAGCCAUUGUCUAUGCCUUUGAGAAGUUUAGAAGCUACCUGGUUGGGUCAAAGGUCAUUGUAUACACUGACCAUGCUGCGUUGAGACACCUUUUGGCCAAGAAGGAUGCUAAACCAAGACUGUUAAGGUGGAUCCUGCUGCUACAAGAGUUUGAUCUUGAGAUAAAAGACAGGCCAGGGGUUGAAAAUGGUGUAGCUGACCACUUGUCUAGACUAAAGAUUGAGUGUGGGAUCCCCAUUGAUGAAGGGCUUCCAGAAGAACAGAUCAUGGCAAUUAGAGCAGUGGUAGCAGUUUGUGAAUCCGGAAAGAAGCUUGAAGAGGUGAAGACAAGUGGUCAAGUCGAGAUCUCCAACAGAGAAAUCAAGGCUAUUUUGGAGAAAACUGUGGGAACUACAAGGAAAGAUUGGUUUGUCAAGCUAGAUGAUGCACUUUGGGCUUACAGGACGGCUUAUAAGACUCCUUUGGGAACCACACCCUUCAACCUUGUGUAUGGAAAGGCUUGUCAUCUAUCGGUUGAGCUUGAGUAUAAGGCAUUGUGGGCUGUUAAGUUGCUUAACUUUGACAUCAAGAGUGCCAAGGAGAAGAGACUUCUCCAACUCAAUGAGCUAGAUGAGAUUAGACUGGAUGCUUUUGAGAACUCAAGGAUUUACAAGGAGAAAACCAAAGCUUUUCAUGACAAGAGGAUCGUGAAGAGAGAAUUCAGUGCCGGAGAUCAAGUCCUUCUCUACAACUCUAGGCUGAAGUUGUUUCCCGGGAAGCUCAAAUCGAAAUGGUCCGGUCCUUUCAAGAUCAAGGAAGUUAAGCCAUAUGGAGCAAUUGUGUUAUGGGAUAAGAAUGGUGGAGAUUUUACAGUCAAUGGACAGAGAGUUAAGCUCUACAUGUCCUUCACACCAGAGGAGGAAAGAACAUCGGUUCCACUCUCCGACCCCAUUCAUGCCUAG
Molecule: messenger RNA, 1320 nt
Organism: Brassica napus (rape)
Lineage: Eukaryota; Viridiplantae; Streptophyta; Magnoliopsida; Brassicales; Brassicaceae
Exons: 2
Coding region: 1-1320 (439 amino acids)
Molecular function (GO): nucleic acid binding
Source: RefSeq, a predicted model, not a curated record